Messenger RNA from Penicillium diatomitis, 3279 nucleotides. RefSeq names its product alpha,alpha-trehalase treA (gene treA). Gene Ontology annotation, molecular function: alpha,alpha-trehalase activity; carbohydrate binding. The transcript is spliced from 4 exons. Gene Ontology annotation, cellular component: fungal-type cell wall. The record is from RefSeq and is a predicted model, not a curated record. The coding region runs from base 1 to 3279 and encodes 1092 amino acids. Gene Ontology annotation, biological process: trehalose catabolic process. Lineage: Eukaryota; Fungi; Ascomycota; Eurotiomycetes; Eurotiales; Aspergillaceae.
AUGCAGUACAAGUCACUUGUUUAUACAGCUCUCCAGGCGAUGCUCUCCCUGAGCUCACUGGCAGAUGCGUCAAGUCCGAAAAGCCGUGUGGAACGGUGCUUGAAGUCUUACUCGGACCAUGGCAACUCAGCCGAGAAGACACAUGCCAGCAAGAAUGUGUACAAGACCGACUUUGACGGCGUGACUUGGGACGACGACAACUGGGUGUUGAAGACCACGACUCUGGAGCAGGGUCGGUUCCAGUCCCGAGGUUCCGUGGCCAACGGCUACUUGGGUAUCAAUGUUGCCAGUGUUGGUCCGUUCUUUGAAUUGGACAACGCGACCAAGGGCGGUGACGUGAUCAGUGGUUGGCCGCUGUUCUCACGUCGCCAGUCAUUCGCGACAAUCAGCGGCUUCUGGGACUCCCAACCUACGACGAAUGGCUCUAACUUCCCCUGGCUCUAUCAGUACGGCGGUGAUAGUGCGAUCAGUGGAGUUCCCCAUUGGAGCGGCAUUAUCCUGGAGCUUGAUUGUCAGACUUAUUUGGAUGCCAAUGUGGACAAUGCGACCCUUUCCAAUUUCACCUCGACCUAUGAUUUCCAGGCGGGUGUUCUCUCGUGGUCUUACAAGUGGAAGCCAAAUGAUCAUUAUGGAUCUUUCGAUAUCAGCUAUCGCCUGUUUGUCAACAAGUUGUAUGUCAAUCAGGCCGUCGUGGACAUGACAAUCGUCCCUUCCAAGGAUGGCAACGCAACCAUCGCCAACAUUUUGGACGGGUACUCUGCAGUCCGUACCGAUUUUGUUGAGUCUGGCGAGGAAAAUGGUGCUAUCUACUCUGCUGUGCGACCCAAUGGAAUUGCCAAUGUGACGGCUUACGUUUAUGCCAACCUCACUGCUUCUUCCUCGGUGGAUUUGUCGUCGCGCAAGCGCGUCAACAACAAGCCGUACGUCAGCGGUAACUCCUCGUCUGUGGUGCAGACCGCCCCGGUUGCUUUCAAGAAGGGGAAAAAGGUCCAAAUUACCAAGUUUGUCGGCGCUGCCUCUACGGAUGCCUUUGCCAACCCUCAGAAUGUGGCCAAGGAGGCAGUCAUGGCAGCGGCCAAGAACGGCUACGCAAAGUCCCUUAAAGCCCAUGUGGAAGAGUGGGCGAAUGUCAUGCCAGUUGACUCGGUCGAUCGCUAUGCUUUCCCGAAUGGUACCUUGCCCAAUGACAACUACAUCAUUGACUCUGCUGUGAUCGCAGUCGCAAACACCUAUUAUCUUUUGCAGAACACCGUUGGCAAGAACGCCAUGAAUGUGUCCAACAACACCAGCUUGAACAGUCACAGUAUCUCUGUCGGUGGCUUGACUUCUGAUUCUUACGCUGGCCAGGUGUUCUGGGAUGCCGAUGUCUGGAUGCAGCCCGGCCUGGUUGCUUCACAUCCCGAGGCUGCUCAGCGCAUCACCAACUACCGUGUGGAUCUGUACCCGCAAGCAAAGGAGAACAUCAAGACCAAGUUCACUGGAUCGAAAAAUAGCACGUAUUUCGCACCUGAUGCUGCCAUCUAUGCCUGGACCAGUGGACGAUAUGGUAACUGUACGGCCACGGGUCCAUGCUGGGAUUACGAGUACCACCUGAAUGGUGACAUUGGUCUCGCGAUCAUCAACGAGUGGGUAGCGAGCGGUGAUAACGAGACUUUCAAGAACUCUCUCUUCCCUAUUUACAACUCUGUUGCCACGGUCUACUCCAAUUUGGUGGAGCGAAACGGAUCUCACUGGACCUUGACCAACAUGACCGACCCGGACGAGUACGCGAAUCAUGUCGACGCUGGUGGCUUCACGAUGCCGCUCAUUGCGCAAACGCUUACCAAUGCCAACAAGUUCCGUCAGGAGUUUGGCUUGGAGCAGAACUCCACCUGGGAUGAAAUUGCCAAGAACGUUCUCGUUCUCCGUGAGAACGGGGUGACUCUUGAGUUCACAACCAUGAACGGCAGUGCUGUGGUGAAACAGGCCGAUGUUGUCCUGAACACUUACCCGCUGGACUACACUGCCAACUACUCCCAGCAGGAUGCCUUGAAUGACUUGGACUAUUACGCCAACAAGCAGUCCCCAGACGGACCAGCCAUGACAUGGGCUAUCUUUGCAGCUGUCGCCAACGAAAUGUCGCCCUCGGGUUGCUCUGCGUACACCUAUUCUCAAAACGCCUACAAGCCCUACACGCGAGCACCGUUCUACCAAAUGUCAGAACAGCAAAUCGACAAUGCCACCAUCAACGGCGGCACCCACCCUGCCUUCCCAUUCCUGACCGGCCACGGCGGUUCCAACCAAGUCGUUCUCUUCGGCUAUCUCGGUCUCCGCUACGUAGCCGACGACAUCCUCCAUGUCGACCCCAACCUGCCCCCCCAGAUCCCCUACCUCAAAUACCGUACCUUCUACUGGAAAGGCUGGCCCAUCUCCGCAUGGUCAAACCACACCCAUACCGUGAUCAGCCGCGCCGCGACCAAGCCCCUCGACACCGCAGACCAGCGCUUCGCCAACCAAUCCAUCACCAUCCACUCCGGCCUCGACACAAACCACACCACCUACAUCCUCCCCAGCAACGGCAGCUCCGUCGCCCUCCCCAACCGCCAAAUCGGCGCCAUCAACACCAUCGACGGAAACCUGAUCCAAUGUCAACCCGCCCAAUCCAGCGAAACCUUCGCACCCGGCCAAUUCCCCAUCGCCAUCAACGACGGCGCCACCUCCACCAAAUGGCAACCCAGCCACGCCGCCAACCUCAGCGCCGUAACAGUCCCCCUCGACCAAGACGCCGGCCAAAUGAUCACCGGCUUCCACUUCGACUGGGCCCAAGCACCCCCCGUCAAUGCAACCGUCAUCUUCCACAACAAGACCCUCGACAACCCCGCCCAAACAUUCACCUCCUCAUGCGCCUCAAACACAACAGACUUCCAGAUCAUCAGCUCUCUAACCAACAUCGCCCUUUCAAACCCCUACAAGCCCAACAUCACAAACCUAGACGAGAUCAUGAUCCCCACCGGAAACACCACCAACGUGACUCUCUCCUCCGCCGUUCCCGCUGCACGCUACGCAUCGCUUCUGAUCAUAGGCAACCAGGCCCUUGAUGAAGCCGACGUCAAGGCCAAGAAUGGUACCGGUGCGACGGUGGCCGAGUGGGCGAUCAUCGGACAGUCGAAGACCAAGACGAAGGCAAAGCAGACUCGCAGCGGCGAUGUUGGUAUCAUCGAGUCGCGGAUCUUGAAGAGUAGAGUCGCGGAGAGAUUGGCGAGCGCUCAGGCCAAGGGUCGUCGGUCGAGAGGGUUGUAA